AUGGUUAUUCCACAAUUUUUUGCAGGUAAAUCAAUUUUGAUUACAGGUUGCACUGGAUUUGUAGGUAAGGUUUUGUUGGAGAAGAUCGUUCGUGACUUGCCCGAUGUCGUUUCCGUUUAUAUUGUUAUUAGAGGCAAUGCAAAGGAGCGUUUCGAAGAUGACAUCGUUGGAUCGCGUAUCUGGGAUGUGAUGCGUGAGCGUAUGGGUGCCGAGCAGUUCGAUCGUUACCUGCGUGGCAAAGUGUUCCCAAUUAGCGGUGACCUCCAGAAGGACCAAAUGGGUCUGUCGGCGGACGACUUGAAAACGGUGUGCGAGCGCGUCAACAUCAUCUUGCAUUGCGCAGCGUCCAUCGAUUUCCGUGAGCGUCUCGACAAGGCCAUCGAGUCGAAUCUCUACGGAACGUUGCACGCCUUCGAAGUGGCGAAGCGCCUGAAGAACCUGAUCGCUUUCGUUCACUGUUCCACUGCCUACGUGAAUUCCAACCGUGAGGGUUGGCUCGACGAGGAGUUGCCAGUGUUGGAUUUCAACCCGGAGGAGAUGGUCGAGUUGAUCAUGAAGCAGGAUGUCGCCAACAUCGACAAGAUCACACCAAACUUGCUCGGUGCCUACCCAAACACCUACACAUUCACCAAAGCCAUUACAGAGCGUAUCUUGGCGUUGAAGCGUGGUGAUAUUCCACUGUGUUUUGUGCGUCCAACCAUUAUUGGAGGUUCGUUGAAGGAGCCAGUCCCAGGUUGGGUCGACUCUGUCGCUGCGGUCGGUGCAGUCAUGCUCUAUUGUGGUGUCGGUCUAGUUCAAUUCAUGAAGGGAGAUGGACGUAUGGUUGCCGACAUCGUUCCAGUCGACAUGGUAGCCAACGCAAUGUUGGCAGUUGUUCCAUCGAUCGCCAACCAAAAUACAUUACAAAUUUAUCAAGUUGGUACAAGUCAUAGAAAUCCAGUUGCAUGGAAUACAGCAGCUCAUUAUGUUUCUGAGUACUGGCGUAAUCAUACACCAAAGAAGUCGAUUGCUAGAUCAUCUUUCAAUUUCCAUACCAAUAUUAUGAUGUACGAAGCACAUUUCUUUAUGAAGUACGGUAUUCCAUCGGUGUUGUUGUCACUGAUGUCGACACUCACCGGCAACGAAGAGACGAAAGCCAAGUCCGAGGCGUUCAAGAAAAUGACAAAGGCAGCACGUCUCAUUACAGAUACAUUCCAACAUUUCACAGGUCACGAAUGGGUAUUCUCUGUCACCACACUCGAAAAGAUCUUCCAGGAGGUCUUGGACGCAGAGGAUCGUGUUCGUUUCAAUUGCGACGCCGCCGAAAUCAACUGGCAAUCCUAUUUCUGCUAUUUCUGCUAUGGAUUGCACAAGUACGUCUUGAAGGAGGAGGGUGUUCGUCCACCAACUGAGCUGCUCAAUAAUUCGCUCAUCACCAAGUCCGACAUGAAUCAAUCCGGUCUGCUCCAAUGGAUUUUCGCUGAUGUCUCGUGGGCCUACACAUCGUAUCGUCACGUCACUCAGACUCCACUUCCACCACGUGCACCCGUGGAGAUCCGUUCACUCGUGAUGAACUCACCACGUGUCCAAAUGGCCAUGGAGAAGGUAUCGCGUGAGGAGGGUGUCCUCGUCUCGGAGAUCGAGAGACGUGCCGCUCAAAUCAUGGAUAGAAUGCAGUCGAAUCUCAACAUUGUUGUGGUUCGUGUCAUCGGUUGGUUCCUCAAGAAGGUAUGGCGUAAGCUCUACCAGGGAAUUCACGUCGACGAGAAAGGUAUCGAGCAGAUUCGUGCCGCCAUUCAAAAGUCGCCGGUCGUUCUCAUCCCCACCCACCGAUCGUACAUCGAUUUCCUCAUCAUCUCUUACAUCUUCUUUGAGUACAACCUCCCACUGCCACACAUUGCCGCCGGUGAGGAUUUCCUUGCUAUCAUUAUCGUGCGUUGGUUCUUUAGAAACGCCGGUGCUUUCUUCUUGCGUCGUUCGUUCCACGGUGACGCACUCUACUGGGCGAUCUUCUCUGAGUACGUCCAACGUCUGAUUAUCGACAAUCAGCCCGUUGAGUUCUUCAUUGAGGGUAAGCGUUCGCGUACCGGAAAGUCACUCUAUCCAAAGAUGGGAAUGUUGUCGAUGAUUGCCAAUCCAUUCUUUGAGAACAAGGUGCACGAUGUUCACGUUGCACCGAUCGGUAUCUCCUACGAGAAGGUUCUCGAGGGUGAGUUGUACUCGAAUGAGAUGAUGGGUGAGUCAAAGACAAAGGAGUCGUUCAACGGAUUGUUGCGUGCCACCAAGGUUCUCAAUAUGAACUGGGGACGUAUCAACGUUGUUUUCGCACAGCCAAUCUCGCUCAAACAGUACACCGACAACUUGACUCGCGAUAUGAGUUCGGUUCGUACCACUUUGCCACCAUCACCUCCAGCAGCCGUCGCCAGCAGCAGCUCGCCAAACAUCGCUCCACCAACCAGCGGAAACAUCAGUGAAGGUGACUUUGAGAACUUGUCUUCCAACGCCGGAAACACCAGACAACCCGGUGCAUCGUUCGAUGCUUUCAACAAUGCCGACGAUCGUAGAAUGUUGAUUCAGAAUCUUGGUUAUCAAAUUGUUGCCGAUCUUCAAAAGUCAGCGAUCGUCACCACAACAUCGGCUGUUGCCACCAUCCUUUUGACAUUCCGUCGUGGUAUCAGUCGUGACGAACUUAUCAGCAAGGUCGAAUGGUUGCGUGAAGAGAUCUUUGCUCGUGGAGGAGAUGUUGCUUUCGAGGGUCCAUCCGACGCACUCGUUGACCACUCCUUGAAGCUGCUGAGCAACUUGGUCACCAAGCGUAGAAACAUGUACGAACCAGCCGGAGGACAACACACUAUCAACUACAAAAAGAACAUUCUCGUACUCAAUUUCUAUAGAAAUCAAUUGCUCCAUCUUUUCUUAUGGGAUGGUUUGGUAUCAUGUGUAUUAUUGUCAUUAAGAAAUAGAUUAUCAGCAGCUACAGCAGGAUCAUCGGCAGCAUCAAAGGAACAAAACGAAUCGAUCGAUCAACAAUCACUCUUGCAGGAUGUUCGUUUCCUCUCAAAGAUCAUGUCCACAGAGUUUGUUAACAAACCGGGUAUGGUCACCGAUGAAUUCCUCAUGACUCAAAUCGAUAAGAUGGUUUCUCGUGGAUUGAUUGCACGUCAAGUCAACGGAGAGUCGAUUCGUUACAGCAUCAAGAACGAAGCGAUCGUUGGAUUCAUUGGAAAUCUAUUCUGUCCGAUCAUCGAGGGUUACAUGGUUGCUUUCCUAACAUUGUUCUCCAUCCAACCGGAGAUCACCAUCAAGAAGAAUCAGUUGCUCCAACGUAUGGGAUGGUUCGCCGAGAAGAUGUACGAGGAGGGCAGUCUCAACUACUACGAGUCGUGCUCGAUGGAGUUACUCACCAACGCCACUACGCUCGUCACCGAGAUGAAGGUAGUCCAAAAGAAGAAACACACCGAAGUCGUUGGUAAGCGUACCACCCGUCAGAACAACAAGAAGGAGCGUAAGCCAAGAAGAAGCGAACGUAACCAAGAGCCAGAGGAAUACAUCCAAUUGUUGCCUCCAUACCAAGAGAAAGAAGGACAGCUCCGUACAUUGGCCGAACGUCUCUCCAGCUUCAGAAAAACACUUCCAAUACGCCAUCAAGUUAGUGAUUUAAGAAGAGCAAUCGUUGAUGAUUUCCCAAUUCUUUCAAAACUUUAA
Molecule: messenger RNA, 3684 nt
Organism: Heterostelium album PN500
Lineage: Eukaryota; Evosea; Eumycetozoa; Acytosteliales; Acytosteliaceae
Exons: 2
Coding region: 1-3684 (1227 amino acids)
Cellular component (GO): mitochondrial membrane
Source: RefSeq, a predicted model, not a curated record